AUGCCUGGCCAACGGCAGAGAAUGCCGGUACAGCGGCCGGCCGAUUCGUUCUCCCCUGACACGAGCGUAAGGGUUCUGUUUUCCUUGAUGCGGAGUAUGUCCUGUCUAACGGAUCAUGACAGUUACCUGACGAGCGUUGAGCGCCGUCUUCAGAAACUGGAAACGCUCUUCGCUCAAAUGCAUCCUGAUGUUGAUCUCGAGAGUGCUCUGGGGUCGAGCAGUGUUCCGCCGCUCGAAUCCCCGGCCUACGACAAGUUGCUGGACCUUCCGGCAUCACCGCUCACUAGCAGUAGCACGCGGGCGGAGGAACUGUCGGAAGCAUUGCCUGAUGAAGCCGACGGGUUCGACUGGAAAGAGCAGGCGUCCGACAUUGAUGACAUAGCAGAUGGCAUGGCGGCGUUGUCGGUUGAGCCAGAGGGCGUCGGCUAUCUAGGGUCAACUUCUGGCGUCGUCUUUCUUCGGUCUAUUCUCCAUUGGACAAAUGGAUCUCCCAAGCAUCCGACUUCCCCUCGGGAUGUCCGCCGCCUGUUGGACGUACAUGGAAAACGGCCUAGCCUGGUGCAGCUGCCCGAUUCCUUCGUGUCUCAUCAACUGAUCGGUCAGAUGCUCGAUGCAUACUUCACUUUCUACCAUACUUCGUACCCAUUCGUGCAUGAGGCCACAUUCCGGGCGCAAUAUUCCGAACUGAUCCCCAAACCAAAGGGCCAGGCUUGGAACAUGUUAUAUUAUACCAUCCUCGCCCUGGGCGCCUGGAACCUGGGCACCGGUCAUGCCGAGCUGGAGGAAUUCUUCUAUCGCAAAGCCAGCUCGUUCUGGCAGGACCAAUCCAUCUUUGAGACCGCCAGCUUGUCCCUCGUACAAGCACUCGUCCUCAUCAGCAACUUUGUGCAGAAGCGCAACAAGCCGAACACCGGCUGGAAUUAUCUCGGAGUGGCCGUCCGGAUGGCAUUGAGUCUUGGACUACAUCGAGAACUACCUGGAUGGAACAUCAGUCUCCUCCAGCGCGAAAUGCGAAGACGGGUCUGGUGGGGCCUGUUCAUUUUCGACAGUGGUGCUUCCGUCACAUUUGGGAGGACCGUUCUUUUGCCUGAGAAAGAGGCCAUUGACGUUAUGCACGUUUUGAAUGUUCACGAUGGACUUCUCACGCCAUAUACCACCGAGAGACCAGCAGAGCUGCCGGAGCCGACGAUCUAUUCCGGUCUACGUGUUCAAUCCGAACUGCACUUGCUCGCCAACAACCUUUCCAAUCGACUACUCCGGGCGACUCCUCUUUCCGCCGGAGAAGCACUGACCUUCAACAAGAUGUUGGAGACAUGGGCUUCCAAAGUUGCCCCAUACUUUCAACCCAGCCAGAAGCCAACGAUACUAGAACCAUGGUAUCUCCUUGCUCGCUCACGGCUAUGGUGGCGUUUCUGGAACCUCAAGAUCAUUGUGUUCAGACCCAUCCUGCUGCGCUGCGCUAUAGAAAGGCUUGAUCCUCGGCAUUCUGCCAUGCCAACCGCGGAGGAGGAAGAAUGUAGACAGAUAUGUCUGACCAGCGCUCACUUGACAAUCGAAUCGGUGAAGGAAUAUGUCGACCAAUACCCGCCUACCAGGCUCGCUGGCUGGUAUUGUUUGUAUGUGGUCGCAAUCCCCUUUUUGUGUCCAAAUGGCUUACAAGUGGACUUCAGGUAUUUCUUGUUUCAUGCUGCUCUCAUUCCCUGCGUGUGUAUCCGGGCCGAUCCGCACUCGCCUGAAGCAACGAACUUGAGAGGAGAUAUCGAGACAACCCGGUUGUUGCUGAGAACGACUUUUAUUGACAACCCAUUGGCAGUGCGAGCACUGGAAGUAAUUGGCCAGAUCCUUCCUGAACCGACGGCUCUUUUCGGCAUGCCUGCCGGCCAGCAGUUCGAUGAAGGUGCAACCGACUUCUCCCUGUGGCCGCUCGAUUCGUCAGAUCCGCUUUCUUCGUUUGGCUGGCCAGAUUUUGGUUGGGUUACCUAG
This is a messenger RNA of Exophiala dermatitidis NIH/UT8656, 1983 nucleotides long. RefSeq names its product transcriptional regulatory protein GAL4. The transcript is spliced from 3 exons. Gene Ontology annotation, cellular component: nucleus. Gene Ontology annotation, biological process: DNA-templated transcription; positive regulation of transcription from RNA polymerase II promoter by galactose. Gene Ontology annotation, molecular function: DNA-binding transcription factor activity, RNA polymerase II-specific; zinc ion binding; RNA polymerase II cis-regulatory region sequence-specific DNA binding. NCBI's taxonomy places the organism in Eukaryota, Fungi, Ascomycota, Eurotiomycetes, Chaetothyriales, Herpotrichiellaceae. The coding region runs from base 1 to 1983 and encodes 660 amino acids. The record is from RefSeq and is a predicted model, not a curated record.